This is a messenger RNA of Paramuricea clavata, 555 nucleotides long. NCBI's taxonomy places the organism in Eukaryota, Metazoa, Cnidaria, Anthozoa, Malacalcyonacea, Plexauridae. The record is from the annotation of a GenBank genome assembly.
AUGUCUGGGAAGUCAUUUUCUGAAUCAGAAUUUAACGCUGAUUCAAAUGGUGGUAGUCUUGUCGCUAGCCGUUGCUUUGGUCCGGAGCUAUGGUUGUUUGAAAAAUUGGCGAGUAGGGUGAAAUCCCAAAAAAUUUCUGGGAAGUCAUUUUCUGAAUCAGAAUUUAACGCUGAUUCGAAUGGUGGUAGUCUUGUCGCUAGCGGUUGCUUUGGUCCGGAGCUAGGGUUGGGUGAAAAAUUGGCGAGAAGGGUGAAAUCCCAAAAAAUCUCUGGGAAGUCAUUUUCUGAAUCACAAUUUGACGCUGAUUCGAAUGGUGGUAGUCUUGUCGCUAGCCGUUGCUUUGGUGCGGAGCUAUGGUUGGGUGAAAAUUUGGCGAGUAGGGUGAAAUCCCAAAAAAUGUCGAGAAAGUCAUUUCCCGAAUCAGAAUUUGACGCUGAUUCGAAUGGUGGAAGUCUUGUCGCCAGCCGUAGCUUUGGUCCGGAACCACGGUUGGGUAAAAAUUUGGCGAGAAGGGUGAAAUCCAAAAAAAUGUCGAGAAAGUCAUCUCCCGAAUGA